AUGAAGAUGGAAGUCUCCCACUCCCAUUCCCCUCCCUUCCCACCAAGGAGAGGAAAUGGACAGGAUGGUAGCAUGGAGGAGUCUGGAGCCCCCUGUACCCAUCCCCAGGCUGCUAAAUGGGAGGGAGAAGAAGGCAGAGCAGAGAUAACCAUACUCUUCUCCCUUGGGAAGGCUGGUUUGUCAAGGGCUGCCCAAGUCUUUGAGUCCUUUGAAACUAAAAUCCACCAUCUAGAAACCAGGCCCGCCUCCAACGCCAAAAACCCUUCGCACCAUCUGGAAGUUCUUAUGAGGUGUGAAAUCCAUAACUCGAGCAUCAGUCUGCUCAUCAGCUCCUUGAGGAAAGUGGCUGAGGAUGUAAAAAUUCACUGGGAAGGAAGAGUCCCUUGGUUCCCAAAGAAGACUCAAGACCUUGACAAAUGCCAUCACUUGGUUACCAGGUUUGAACCCAACUUGAACCAUGAUCACCCAGGCUACGCUGACCUGCAAUACAAGAAACGAAGGGCAGAAAUCAUGGAACUGGCUGUCAACUACAGAGAUGGAGACCCUUUGCCAAAAGUUGAGUAUACACCCCAAGAGGUUUCUACCUGGAAAGUAAUCUACAGGAAACUCCGCAGUCUUUACCCUACCUAUGCCUGCAAAGAGUACCUGGAUGCUUUUCAGCAAUUGGAAGAAUAUUGUGGCUAUGCGGAAGACCAUAUACCUCAACUCCAGGAUGUAUCCAGAUUUUUAAAAGAGAGAACUGGUUUUCAACUGAGACCGGCUGCAGGACUCUUGUCUGCUCGUGAUUUCCUUGCCAGCCUGGCCUUCCGCGUAUUCCAGAGUACCCAGUACAUCAGACAUUCCUCCUCCCCCACGCAUUCUCCGGAACCAGAUUGCUGCCAUGAACUGUUGGGUCACAUUCCAAUGCUAGCAGACAAAGAAUUCGCCCAGUUCUCACAGGACAUUGGACUUGCCUCACUCGGAUCAUGUGACCUUGACAUUGAAAAACUGGCCACACUCUACUGGUUUACUGUGGAGUUUGGUCUCUGUAAACAGAAUGGGACCAUCAAGGCUUAUGGAGCUGGCCUUCUUUCAUCCUAUGGGGAGCUGAUGCAUGCUUUAUCAAGCAAGCCAGAGCACAAGCCAUUUGAAGCUGAAGUCGCUGCCAUCCAGCCCUAUCAAGACCAGGCCUUCCAGCCCAUUUAUUUUGUGUCAGAAAGUCUAGAAGAUGCCAAGGACAAGCUCCGGAAAUACGUUCAGAAGAUCCAGAGACCCUUCUCGGUCCACUAUGAUCCUUUCACUUGCUGUGUAAAUAUUCUAGACUCAGUCCAGAAAAUCAAGACGGUGCUCCACCAAGUGAAAGCAGACCUGGAACGUCUUAGCCAUGCCCUGGAGAAAGUGGCUUAA
This is a messenger RNA of Phascolarctos cinereus (koala), 1386 nucleotides long. RefSeq names its product tyrosine 3-monooxygenase-like. NCBI's taxonomy places the organism in Eukaryota, Metazoa, Chordata, Mammalia, Diprotodontia, Phascolarctidae. Gene Ontology annotation, biological process: dopamine biosynthetic process from tyrosine. The record is from RefSeq and is a predicted model, not a curated record. Gene Ontology annotation, cellular component: cytoplasm; axon; perikaryon. Gene Ontology annotation, molecular function: tyrosine 3-monooxygenase activity; iron ion binding.